AUGUUUCGAGCCUUCAUGCGCCGCCAGGCCCCAGGCCUGCGCACUCGCUUCACCCAGCAGCAGCGCCGCGCAAACUCCUCCAACUCGGGCACCGAGCCCCCAAAGCCGAAGAGAGAGAGCGACCCUAUUCCUGUGCCCAACACCGUCGCCACGAUCCCAUUAUGGCAGCGUCUCGGUCCGCUGACCCGUGCCGCCGAGGGGUAUGCCAGGGCCCAGCGCAAGAGACCCCUGACGACGCAGUUCAUCAGCUCCCUUGUCAUCUACUUUUGCGCCGACCUGUCCGCCCAGAACAUGAGCGGCAACGAGUACAACCCGGAGCGCACCGCGAGGUCCCUCAUCAUCGGCGCAUUGUCCUCCAUCCCUAGCUAUAAGUGGUUCAUCUUCCUCUCCCAAAACUUCAACUACACCUCGCGCCUGCUAUCCCUGGCCACCAAGGUCGUCGUGAAUCAGGUGUGCUUCACGCCCAUAUUCAACUCGUACUUCUUCGGCAUGCAGGCCUUCCUGGCUGGCGACAACUUCGAGCAGAUCAUCGAGCGAAUUCGGCGCACCGUUCCCGUGAGCAUCGUCAACUCGUGCAAGCUGUGGCCCGCCGUGACGGCCUUCAGCUUCUCGUUUAUCCCGAUGGAAUAUCGCAGCGUCUUUUCGGGUGUCAUUGCCGUCGGCUGGCAGACCUAUCUGAGUUUCCUCAACCGGCAAGCAGAAGUCGUCGAGGAGGCCGAAGAGGCAGACGUAAGGGCGCACCCCAAGAAAGCUCACGCGGUGCAGGGCAUCGCUGUGCACGAGGGGGCUGCAAAGAUGGAGGCGUGA
Molecule: messenger RNA, 807 nt
Organism: Colletotrichum siamense
Lineage: Eukaryota; Fungi; Ascomycota; Sordariomycetes; Glomerellales; Glomerellaceae
Gene: SYM1
Product: Protein SYM1
Exons: 2
Coding region: 1-807 (268 amino acids)
Cellular component (GO): membrane; mitochondrion; cytoplasm
Source: RefSeq, a predicted model, not a curated record